UACGUGAGAUGUAAAACUAACUUAACCUUAAAAUAUUUAUUUUUUUAAUAUUGCGGUAGUUGUGCAGAAAAUUAACAUACUAAUUUUAAUAAAAUCUUAACUACAUACAUAUUUAGUGUUUAGAAUAAGAAUAUAAUUAUAAAAAUCUUUGACUGAUAUUUCAAAAAACAUAAUAAACUAAUCACAUCUUUAAGAUUUUAAACAUGUACAACAGGGAAUAAUAUACAUAAUACCAAUGGCUAUGCGAAAAAGAAGUGGUUCUGGUGCCAAACGUCAGCACAAAUGUAAAUUAGUACCUAUCUAUGAAAGUUUUUUUAAAGGUGAAGACUUAACACUAGCUCAUCCAAAUUUCUGGAAUGAGCUAUUCCUCAUUAAACCUAUGGUUCCUCAUAUUGAGAGUGAGAUUUUACAUAUGACAUCAGAACAACUAAAUGCUAGUAAAGAAAACUUGAAUGCACUAGUAUGUCACUGCGUUGACACAUUAGUUGACGAACAUCCAUUUAGAAUAGUAUAUGCCCUGCAAACAUUAGCAGCAGUUAUUCAAUCUAUGUACAAGAAAGCUAAUCAGGGAGAUUAUGGAUUUAAUUUAAUAGAUAUUUUAGUAGGAUUUGAUUCUGCAGAACAAAGAAUGACAACAUUAAUGCAGCAUUGUAAUAAUUUUCUAACAGGUGAAUAUCCAGAUAGUUUAAAAGCUUUGUGCCUGAAAUUAUUGUUAAUAAUAGUUACUGGUAUGGACAAUGUCAGCCAAAAUACUUUAUUAGAAUAUGUAAUGCUAAACAGUGUCUUCGAGUCUCUGAUCCAAUUGUUGAGAGAUACAGCUGCUAGAAAUCGCCAUGGCCAUGAUGCAGUUUUGUUAUUAACGCUUCUAGUCAACUACAGGAAAUACGAAAGCGCAAAUCCUUAUAUUGUUAAAUUAUCAAUUUUGGAUGAUGAAUUGGCUCUUAAUGGAUAUGGACAGGCAAUAUCAAGCUCGUUGACGGAAUUUUGUCGACAAUUCGCUCAACAGAGGGCAGAAAUACAAGCAUCUUGGUUGUCCUCGCUAACUAGUAUAGUUGGUAGCAUGUUCGUUGGCGAGGAGGAAGCAAAAACGCAACAAGUUCGCGCGAAUAACGCUUUGCUUUUAGCUCUGUACGAGGCUACACACUUGAAUCGUAAUUUUGUUACUACACUGGCCUAUACACAAAGUGAUACCAGCGCGCCUCCAUCGCCAAAUAAUACCUUGGGCCCAAACGCGGUGGCUCCUGGUGCUCCACCGCCCGAUGUAAUGGCUCAGCCGUUCAAUUUACUGGCGACCUUCUUACAAUAUUGUUCAAUAGUUAUGCAAGUUAUCAGAACAGAAGCCAUAAUGAACAACGUGAAGUUGUGUUUUCUGAUAUUAAGCUGUAUUGCAGAGGACCAAUACGCGAACAGCUUGAUGCAUGAUGCGAACCUGGCAUUCAGGGUUCAAUUACACAGAGUGCCCAUGCAUCACAGAAAAUUGCAAGACAAAGCAGCACCUGCGCAACCACUUGCAGCGACAUUACUUGAUCUAUUGGUCGAAUUCGUAACGUCGCAUAUGAUGAAGAAGUUUCCACUCGAGUUGUAUCAUCAAUGCAUCGGCGUUCUUCAAAGACUGUUGUGCUAUCAGAAAAGAUGCCGCGUCAGACUUGGCUAUCAAUGGCGAGAUCUUUGGACGGCGUUGAUCAAUCUUCUGAAAUUUUUAACGACACACGAGAGCCACCUCAUUAAGAAAAUGAAUAUAUUCCCUUUAGCUAUUCAGGUAGUAAACAUUUUAAAUUUAUUCAUCACGUAUGGUGAUACAUUCCUAUCAUCGCCUAGCAGUUACGACGAACUGUUUUAUGAGAUUAUUCGUAUGAGGCUUAUCUUCACUAAUUUGAACGCUAUGGCACUUAGAUAUUCAACUAGCGAAUCGUACGAGCACAAGGAACACGCGCUUAAGUUAACAAAUUCUCUCGUAAACGUGAGGGAUAUUGUUAAUCAUUUCCCACCAAAGAUAACGGCAUGGCUGACAAAAGAAAGCUUGUCGACGCCGACAGAACAACAAAUUCUGUCAAUUAUAAUACAGAAUUAUGACAGUCUUACCUUAAAGCUGCAAGAUAAUCUGGACCAGUACGAGAGAUACUCGGAAAAGCCUAAUCAUACUGCGUUCUUCGAGGAAAUGGUAAGUGGGGUAGUGGUGGAUACCAGAACAUCGAUAGAUCUUAACACCUUGGAUACGCAAGCUAUACUGGAAGAGCUUUCAAAUAUCUCGUAACAGUACGUGCAUUGCAAUGUAUCUUUAACAAUGUGGCUGUUGAAUUGUUUUAAUGUAUCCUUUUCUCUCUCACAUAAACAGCCUGGUUCUUUCAUGUAAAUUACUUAUAAGGUGAAGACAUGUUAUUAGGUGUAAUACUUCAAGGUUGCUUAUUUUUUCUUUAAACUAUUUUAUUUCUACGAAUUGUAUACAUGAUUCUACGCGAAGAUACUAUUAAAUUGUAAUAAAUGCAAUAAAUGGAUUUAAUAAAUUCCAAUAUUUAUAUGGGCAGCAUA
Molecule: messenger RNA, 2529 nt
Organism: Odontomachus brunneus
Lineage: Eukaryota; Metazoa; Arthropoda; Insecta; Hymenoptera; Formicidae
Product: armadillo-like helical domain-containing protein 3
Exons: 11
Coding region: 236-2254 (672 amino acids)
Biological process (GO): regulation of Golgi organization
Cellular component (GO): cytosol
Source: RefSeq, a predicted model, not a curated record